AUGGUAAGCAAUAUGUUUAUCCUGAGUCUGGCGAUCGCCGACUUAACGGUCGGCUUAAUCGUAAUGCCUAUCAGUUCAGUGUACGUACUGUUGGGCGACUGGAUAUUAGGUCUGGUGGUGUGUCAGCUCUGGCUUGUCAUCGAUUACACGGCCAGCACUGCCUCCAUAUUCAAUCUAUUGAUCCUCAGUUUGGAUCGUUACUGGUCUAUACGAUCACCCCUUAAAUACCUGUGCAAACGAACCAAAAAACGAGCGCUCGGUAUGAUUGGUAUCGUUUGGAUGAUAUCUGUCCUGUGGGUCAUCCCUAUCAUAGGUAUUGAGAGGUGGCACAUCUGGUAUACCGAUGGGGUUCGCAAACAUCCGGACAAUGUAUGCGAAACCGAAUUCAAUGACUCCAUUCUCUUCAAACUGACCACAUCUGCGGCCAAUUUCUUCAUUCCUAUGAUACUAAUGGUUGUCAUCUAUUAUAAGAUAUUCUGUGAAAUCAAAAGAAGGGGAAAGAUAGACAUCGGGAGGAGUGUGAGUGUCGGGUGCGCCGACCACUCCACAGGUUUGUCAAAGUCUUCACAAAGAAAACAACGCAAACUGUUAGACAGAAGUAAUUAUCUGCGAUCAAAGGGUUGUGCCUCCUGUUCCUCAUUCACAGCCAAACAAAUGACAAGAAUUACUUGCAAUUCAAAUGAACACACAGUGGAGAGUGAAAAGAGUUCACAAACAGACAGACAGAGAGAUAGGAACAGUAGAGAUAAGAGCUCUAGUGAUGACUUUGAGUGUCCAAACAAACUCCAGUUGACUAAUACGAGUCCUGUUGCCAGUGAUAAGGCCAGUGCGGACGACAACUCUUCCGUCAAACACUACCAACAGUUGACUUUAAUGAGUGUUAAGCCAGAAAAGCCGUCCCUAACGGCACUCGAGGAUUACAGGGGCGUCAAAGUGGAAGUGGAGUACAUUAACGGCGGAUCCAUUGUCAACAUAGUUAACGCCAAAACAUCCUCAGAUUCCGCAGAUUCUUCACUUCACACCAAACCGAUAGACCAAAUGUCAACCACUUUAUCAACGACUAAGACAUUAGACGCCAAAUCUGAUUCCGUUGUCUUCUCUUCCGGACACAAAUCCAAACAAAAGUUCAAUAAAAGUAAACAUAAAAAGUGCAAAAAUAGCGCAAAACACGUCAACAACAGCAACAAUGGCGAAGACAUGGGCGAAGAGGUGGACGAAUUGAGUGACAAAAAGAGUCAAUCAGUGAAAUGGAAACUCAGACGAAAUUCAUCGAAAAAGUUAAACAAUUUGGACGUGAAUUGUGGUGACAAACGACAGUCCCGUCCGUCGAUAGCCCUUCCGGCCAACGAGUUCUGCAGUGAGUGUCAGUGCACGGCAGCCAUGGCUGUGGCCGCCACUCAUCACAUGAAUGCGUUGCGCAGAGAGGAGUCCUCGCGGCUCAGGCAGGAGAAGAAGGCCGCCCGACAGCUGGGCGUCAUUCUCGGCGCCUUCAUCUUGUGUUGGAUGCCGUAUAUCAUCACUUUCAUUGUCACCGCUUAUUGCACGGACUGUGUCUCAUCCACUGUCCAUCAGGUCGCCAUUUGGUUAGGUUAUGUGAAUAGUUUUCUGAACCCAUUUCUGUACGCCUUAUGCAACGAGAACUUCAAGCAGGCGUUCAAGAAGUUGUUGGGAAGAGUGAAACCACAGCAGCCCUCCUACAACUUCGACCUCACCCACGCCACCAGCUUUCGAGUCCACAAAAACAACUUCUCCUGA
Messenger RNA from Oppiella nova, 1755 nucleotides. The record is from the annotation of a GenBank genome assembly. Lineage: Eukaryota; Metazoa; Arthropoda; Arachnida; Sarcoptiformes; Oppiidae.